Messenger RNA from Phaedon cochleariae (mustard beetle), 3363 nucleotides. The record is from the annotation of a GenBank genome assembly. NCBI's taxonomy places the organism in Eukaryota, Metazoa, Arthropoda, Insecta, Coleoptera, Chrysomelidae.
UACGUUUCAAAAUUGUGAACAAUUCACAAUAACCAUAUAUCUUUAUGACAGUGGAUACUUUAAAUCCACAAAAAUCUCGCUUGACAAAUUAUGAAAUCAGUAAUUCGCAACAGUUUAAAUGAACCGGAGAGUAAAUUCAAUUAAUAUUAAUAACAAAAUCAUUCAUCAUAACCAACGCUGGGCAUUGAUAAAUAAUACAAUAAUCAUAAUCUGUUCUUGACAGUUCUUGUUUUAGUGUAAAUAAGCAAUAUGACCCUUAUCAGUUUGAUCAAAUUACAUAAGAAAUCAUGUAUAAUAACAGCAAUAUUAGCGUUAGCUGUGGUGGUGAUUGUUGCAGUUGCUCUAGCUGUGGUGUUGCCAAGAAGUGAAUCAGCGAACAAAGGAGUAGUCGUAUCGAAUGGAUAUUGUUGUUCAUCUAUAGGAGUAGACAUAAUGAAGAAAGGAGGCAACGCAGUAGAUGCAGCUAUAGCCACCCUCUUUUGCGAAGGGGUGACUUUACCGCAGUCGAUGGGACUGGGUGGUGGAUUCCUCAUGACCAUAUAUAAUAGGACCACCAGGGAGGUGCACUCACUGAAUGCCAGAGAAACUGCACCUGAAGCUGCCACUGAAGAUAUGUUCCAUGGAGAUCCGAAUUUGUCGUUGAAUGGUGGUCUAUCUGUGGCGAUACCAGGAGAGCUAGCAGGUUAUUGGAGUGCAUACCAAAAAUAUGGAGGAGGGGUAGCUUGGAAGGAACUGGUACAACCGUCUAUAGACUUAUGCAAGCAAGGAAUUUAUGUUACCAAAUAUAUGGCCAAAGUACUGAAAGAUAUCGAAGACGAUUUGUACGCUGAUCCAGUAUUGAGGCAAGACUUCCUUGAUCCCUCUACUAAUGAAACAUACCUCGAAGGCGACUAUUUUACCAGACCAACAUUAGCUAAAACCUUGGAAAUUAUAUCUGAAGAAGGUGGAUAUGCUAUUAAUAAUGGCUCACUUACUGCAAAUUUGGUAAAAGAUAUCAGGGACAAUAAUGGUAUUAUAACUGUUGAAGAUAUGAGAAAUUACAGGCCGGUUUGGCAAACUUCAAUUCGAGCAACUCUAGCUGGAAACAACACACUUUAUUCGGCUCCACUACCAGGAUCUGGUAUUAUCCUAGCUUUCAUUCUGAACAUACUAGACGGUAUCCUGGACACAACGAACCAUUUCAGCAUUACCAAUUAUCAGAGGAUUAUAGAAAGUUUUAAAUUUGCGUAUGCUAAGAGAACAGAACUUGGAGAUGUAAAUGAUUCACUAGAAAUCAACCAGCUGAUCGCUAAUUUGACUUCGAGAGCUUAUGCUGAAGGAAUCAGGAGCAGAAUAUCCGAUAACAGCACUUCGCAAGAUGGAUCCUACUACGGUGCCACAAAAUCACUAACAGAAGACCAUGGUACCGCACAUAUUUCUGUUCUUGCCCCUAAUGGAGAUGCUGUCUCGGUAACAAGUACAAUCAAUUAUAUUUUUGGUGCGAAAUUCGCAUCUAAUAGCACCGGCAUCAUUUUGAAUGACCAGAUGGACGACUUCUCCUCCCCAAAUAUAACUAAUGUAUAUGGAGUACCUCCCUCACCUUCCAACUACAUAAGGCCUGGCAGGAGACCGAUGUCCUCCAUGACCCCUUCGAUUGUCGUCGACGGAAAUGGUGAUGUUUUGAUGGUGAUAAUAAAACAUCUUUGGUUUGGAAUCAACUUGAAAGAGUCAUCAGAAUCGAAACGGUUUCACCAUCAACUGUUCCCUAUGAAGGUGGAUCUUGAAGACGAAUUCAGGACACAGGACACAUAUGUAGCUGAAGGCUUGGCUGCAAUUGGUCACAAUGUUUCGUUCUCACCAAGUGGAAGUGGUUUUGCAGCUGUCACGUGUAUUUCUACCAAUAAAGGCCAAUCAAUCGUUGGCUAUGCUGAUAAAAGAAGAACAGGAUCUGCCACAUAUUUCAAUUGAAAUUUCACAAUUCGUUAUCGAUGAUGGACAAAAUAUUUUUGUGAUAGUUGAACAAGAUUGGUGAUCUGAUCUGAAAGAGAAAGAUAUUGACUUGAUUGGUCAUUUCAAGAAUGAAUGCUAAUAUCAAGAAAUGUUUUAUUCAUUUCAUUGAUUUUUGCAAUCAGUAGAGGUUUCUGAGAUGUGUGAUUGUUUCAAAUUUUAUAUUCGAAAUUAUGAAUAGAAUACUAAUUUGAAAAUUGAGAUAACAUACAACUUUCAAGCAACUCGAACCUGGAAUGAAAUAGUUUGAUGCUGAUUGAAGUCAUCUUAACAACAAUUCGGUGAGUGUCAGAUUUCGAACACAUAGAUGUGCUCAUCAUCAGUCGAAACUUCAAAGAAUUGUCCGAUGAAGAUAGACUUAAUGAUGAAACGGACUCAGGGCAAAAAAUGGUUUCUUCAUAAACAAGUGAUAGAUAUUUCGCGUUCAGGAGCAUGUACAAUUUUGAAUUGUUUCACUAUACUUGUCUGGCAAGAAUAAUUAUUCACCUAUUACUGAUAAGCGUCAUUGCCCAACCCACUUGAGUAUGACACACGUGUGGCAAAAAAUAAUACCUUCGGUCGGGACGAGAAAUGCCCAUGCACACAGUUUGUCUAUAGGGAAAAUUAUUCUUGACAGACGUGUAACAUAUGUAUACAGAAUGUUCCACAGGUAAAGGGAAAUAUUUCAAUGGUAAAUAGGUGUCGCCAAGGCGAUUCUGAGAAUACCAUGUUUGAUAAGUCUUACAGUCUUUAUAACGGAGAUGAAGGGUGAUUCAUCGAUAUCGAAUAAUUAUUCAUUGGUCCAUAAGUAUCAAACUACCCAGUAUAUUUUCCUUAGAUUUGGUAUGGAGUUUCAACUUGGGAUGUUUAAUUCAUUCAUUGACCUAUCGGGCAGAAUGGGAAUCUAGGUUGAAAUAUAAAAAAUACAUUCUGUAUUUGAUAAUUAACAAAUUAUCAAAAGAAUCGUGAAGAGGAGAGCAAACUAAAUUGGAUUCGAUACUUUUUUUCCGCCACCAAUUCUCAUCGUAACACUGAUAAACAGUGAAUUGAAAAUACUGUCUGUAGGUUAAUCGAGGAGGUGGUACAUUCAUUUCACUUGAUUUUUUGGGAUUUUCUCUACUCGUUUCUAUAAAAGGAAAGUAUGCGUAUAUAUUAUUUCAAUAUAUAUUCGUAGUGGAACAAAUCAGAUGAUUUGCCCCAAAAUGUCACUGCGUUUAACAAAUUUUUCUAUCAGGGAGCCUAAAAGAAAAACCCAGUAGCUUGUCAGUAAGUUAGUAACACUUUCUCAGAAAUUUUCCCGCUUGUGUAUAUUUGUUAUUUAUAGUUUUGUAAAGUAUUUUUAAUAUCAUCCUGGUGUCCAGGAGGAGAUACUAUUAGAAUUUAUUAAAUAUGUUGAAU